Molecule: messenger RNA, 537 nt
Organism: Oldenlandia corymbosa var. corymbosa
Lineage: Eukaryota; Viridiplantae; Streptophyta; Magnoliopsida; Gentianales; Rubiaceae
Source: the annotation of a GenBank genome assembly
AUGAAGAAAAAACAGCAGCAGCAGCAGCAACAACAUCAUCAACAGAAGCAUGGCAAAGAUGGAAAGGAACUUGAGCUUGAAAUCACCAAGGCAGUGGCACAAGCAUGGUAUGGAAGAUCCACCAGCUCUAAGUCAUCAUCCACAACCGAAUUCGACACCCCGCGCCGGCAAAAUUUCAAGAGCAGGCCAAGUAGAUUCAAGCUUGAAGCAAUGAGAAAAGCUUCAUUACCGUCAACAACUUCAUCAUCAUCAAGGAGUGAGUUUGAAAAUGGCAGCAGUUUCAGUGCAACUACUUCAUGGGAUUUUGGUCAAUCCCUCUGGGAUUCUUAUGAGAUUGUGGCCAUUUCGAAAAGAUUGGAAAGAGGGUUAGCGUUAGAUUACACAUUCUGUUUAGAGAAUGAUGAGGUAAGGAUUAAUGGCUUUUACAAGAAGAAGAAAGAGAGUAAGAAUAGCCUCAGAAAUCUUCUUAAUAAGAUGUCAUCUAGGAGAUUCAAUGAACCAAUUGCGCCUGAUGAAGAGGGCAAUGAGUUCCAUUGA